Messenger RNA from Eimeria acervulina, 1215 nucleotides. RefSeq lists its product as hypothetical. The record is from RefSeq and is a predicted model, not a curated record. The transcript is spliced from 4 exons. Lineage: Eukaryota; Apicomplexa; Conoidasida; Eucoccidiorida; Eimeriidae. Bases 1 to 1215 code for a protein of 404 amino acids.
AUGCAACGCUCCCAGCAAAGCCCUCAUCCGCUGCAGCUGCAGGUCAGCAGCAGCAGCACCAGCAACAGCAGCAGCAGCAGCAGCAUUGUUGCUGCUAAGCUGCAGCAGUUUGGGGCUGCAUGCGCUUGCAAGACCUCUUCAAUGAAGUGCAGAGUCAGGAGCCCUCCGCUGCUGUGGAGCGGUGUCUCUGUUGCUUGCUGCGCAGCAAUGUUAUUUACCUUGCUGCUGCUGCUGCAGCAGCCGCAGCAGCUGCAGCAGCUGCAGGAGCAGCAGCAGCAGGAACCGUUGUUUCAAAUCUUCCCAAGUGGAGGCCCCUGCAGCUACGCGCAAAGCAAGGGCUUAGAAGCAACUCCUGCAGCAGCAGCAGCAGCAGCAGCACCUCGGCGUCUGGCUGCCUCACUUGAUGAUGAGCAGCAGCAGCAGCAGCAGCAGCAGGGCCCUAAGCUGAAGUCUCUGAAGGAUGCGACUUGGCGGCAGUACUUAGGGAUAUUUUUAAUUGCUCUCGCCAGCAUUGUUGCUGUUUGCGCAGGGACAGGAGGUGCUUUUCUUCGGUCCUGCACAGACAGCAGGUGUAUCCUUUGGACUCGUGAUAAACAGAUGUUUACCGUCGUGGCUGAUCAUGGGGCUGCUGCUGAUGCUGAGGCUGCUGCUGCGGGGUCAACUAAUGCAGCAGCAGCAACAGCAACUGCAGCAACUGCAGCAGCAACUGCAGCAGCAGCAGUAGAUGAAGCAAACGGAAGCAAAUCCCUCGAAGUAGUCUCAUUCUCUACUUCACCAGUGCAGCAAGACACAGCAGCAUCAGCAGCAGAACAAACAGCAACGCCGCCAGACCUGCAGCAGCAGCAGCAGCAGCAUGAACAACAGCAGCUAGACCAAGGUAAGCAGCAGCAAAAACCCUCUUCUCAAGCCCCACCAUCUGCAUGUCUUACGGCUUCUCUUUUGCUGCUGCAGUACGAUGAUCUUAUUGCUGUUGCUGCUGCUGCUGCUGCUGUUGCUGCUGCUGCUGCUGCUGCAGCUUCUUUUGACACUCUGCCCAAACGCCGCCUCUCUUCAGACGCCUGCUGCGGUGCAGCACAGGGAGAACAGCAGCAGCAGCAGCAGCAGCAGCAAGGCAAAACGCCUCACGAGCUCGAGCUAGGACAGCAGCAGCAGCAGGGUCUUGAUAUUCUUGAGCAGCAAAAAAUGGUUGGUGUUGCUGCUGCUGUGGCUGACUGA